UGCUCUCCCUCCGCACUCUGGUUUUACCAUCUGUUUCGCAUAUUAUUCUUGUAUCUAGACUGAACCAUGAUCAUUCGAAUACGUACCUGAAUCCGCCUGUGGCGACAAUAUCGACUUACCCUAUAGCUACCUAGAUACCAUUAGUUUCACCACUACUUCCAGACCGCUUCCCCGGAUCUUGCUACUACACACCACCCGAAUCAUGCCGCAGGCCGGCCAGAAACAGACCCCUGAGGAGCGCCGGCGAGGUGAACUGGCACUGAGUGAAUUCGCCGACUACGUCGCAAAGGAACAGGCUCAUCGCGCGGUCUAUGGCAUCGCUGCCAAUGCUCCUGGUGCUUUCAGCGAUAGCGGAUACUCGACAACCAGCCCGUCUAUAGUCACUGAAGACCAUGCGGAGUUGGACAUCUUGGACCAGUUGGGACUGUCAGAUGCCCCCAGCAAUGUCCGGUUAAAAGACCUCCUGCUUGGCACCGAAACAGAACCCGAGAGCAGUCUUCAGCUGCUGGCUGGGAUCAUACAAUCUCGAAUUGACGAAGGCCAUGGCGAGACGCUGUUCGAUCUGGGCCAGGAGGACAACGGAGAGUCGAUGGGGUUUGACAUCACGCAGUGGAAUACGGCCCUGGCUCGGCUACGAGAGGCAGCUGAGACGAUUCCUGCACACUGUCGGGUUCUAUUGACGUACAAUGUGGGUGGCCCGGAGGAGACAACGACAAAAUCAGACAAGGUGAAGGGCUCCUGUGGCAAGAUCUUGAUCCGGCAGGUCCCCGGAUCGGCGGAGGAAGUAAUUGAGACAAGAAUUGCAGUUGUGGGAAAUGUUGACGCUGGAAAGAGCACUAUGCUGGGUGUUCUGGUGAAAGGCAGCCUGGAUGACGGCCGUGGACGCGCUCGGGUCAGCCUCUUCCGUCACAAGCAUGAGAUCGAAAGUGGACGUACCAGCUCUGUUGGCAUGGAGAUCAUGGGCUUUGACAGCUAUGGGAAUAUCGUGAGUAGCACACAAGGACGCAAGCUAUCCUGGGAGGAGAUUGGUAAAAAGGCCGCGAAAGUGAUAUCUUUCUCUGACCUGGCUGGCCAUGAACGCUAUCUCCGCACGACCGUGUUUGGGAUGCUGAGCAGCAGCCCCAACUAUUGCCUGCUGAUGGUGGCCGCCAACAACGGCUUGAUCGGUAUGAGUAAGGAACACCUAGGGAUUGCGUUGGCGCUCAACGUGCCUGUGAUGGUGGUGAUUACGAAAAUCGACAUCUGCCCUCCACAGAUUCGGGAGCAGACGAUUACUCAGUUGACGCGAAUUCUCAAGUCCCCAGGAGCUCGCAAAAUUCCCAUUUUCGUCCAAGACAUGGAGAGCACCAUCAAUACCGCGACUCAAUUCGUCAGCAAACGUAUCUGCCCUAUCUUUCAGGUUUCUAACGUCACGGGCGAGAGUCUUGAUCUGGUGCGGACAUUUCUAAAUAUCCUCCCUCACUACGGUUACUACAACCCGGAGGCGCCAUUUGAGUUCUUGGUCAACGAUACAUUCUCCGUCCCCUUCGUGGGGACAGUCGUCUCUGGCGUGGUGAAGUCCGGGGUUGUCCAUGCCGGUGACACGGUGCAGAUAGGCCCCGACUCUCUUGGUCAGUUCACGACUACGACAAUCAAGUCCAUUGAGCGCAAGCGUAUCCCAGUCAAUGUGUGCACGGCGGGACAGUCUGCCUCCUUCGCAUUGAAGCGUGUCCGGCGAAAGGAAGUCCGUAAGGGCAUGGUGGUGCUGCCUAAGCUCGAAGGCCCUCCUAAGGUGUAUCGAGAAUUUGUUGCUGAAGUUCUCAUCCUAUCACAUGCGACGACGAUCAAACCGAAGUAUCAAGCCAUGCUCCACGUGGGAGCGGUUAGCCAGACGUGCGCCAUCAUUGAUAUUGAUCGUGCAUUCAUCCGGACGGGUGAUCGGGCGCUGGUCGCCUUCCGUUUCGUCCAACGACCCGAGUUCCUUGCUGUUGGAGAUCGAGUGCUCUUCCGAGAGGGUCGGACGAAAGGUCUGGGGAUCGUCAAGAGUGUCGGAUACGAUCCAGAGAAACCCCUGAAUCCGGAGGCCAAGGCCGCUAAGGAGGGUAAAUCAUCAGGAUAGCAAUGUUUAAUUUGACUUGCUCUGUGUCUUUGUGCCGAUUUCAUACAUUUCAUUAUUGGUCUUUUUUCUACUGCAAUCUCAUGCUUGCACGUGACGACCCGAACCAGAGGAUCGGGAUGUCCAAGGAUGAUAUCUAUGUGGUGAGCUUACAAUUUCAUGUCUACACCUUUGAUUAUACUGCAUAGAUAAGGUCCGGGGAGUUUUUUUCCUUUCCAGGCUUAGCUAGUAAUCGUUCGUUUUCCUUGUCCUGGCGGUGUAGCAUUAUUAUUGAGCAUCAGCACAUGCAUCAUUCUUCAAUCUGUGGCUGGAAAAAUAUGUCAAUAUCAUGCAUUAUU
Paecilomyces variotii is the source of this 2433-nucleotide messenger RNA. RefSeq names its product putative GTP binding protein. Gene Ontology annotation, molecular function: translation elongation factor activity; GTPase activity; GTP binding. Bases 203 to 2098 code for a protein of 631 amino acids. The transcript is spliced from 3 exons. The record is from RefSeq and is a predicted model, not a curated record. Lineage: Eukaryota; Fungi; Ascomycota; Eurotiomycetes; Eurotiales; Thermoascaceae. Gene Ontology annotation, biological process: translational elongation.